GAGAGGAGGCGGUGGGAGGUUUGGAAGAGGGGAGAGUGUGGUGACACGGAAGCGACUUCAAACGCACGUGUCGGACGCGCGUGUCCCAUUCGAUGCACCUCCGAGGAAUUUCUUUUGGACUCAAUUCAUUGAGCUGCGUAUGGAUCCAGAGGUUCCGCCUCCCUUAGUUGACAAGGUCAAUGUGGUGGCAGAGAAUCCAUUAACUAGGUCUUGUCCUACUAAAAACAAUCAGAGAAAAGUUCCUAAAAGGGUUCACAAGGCCGUGAGAGAGAAACUGAAGCGGGAGCAUUUGAAUGACCUCUUUCUUGAGCUGGCCAAUGCACUUGAUUUUACUCAUCAGAACACUGGAAAGGCCUUUAUAUUGUGUGAAGCUAUUCGGCUAGUGAAGGACACAAUUGCUCAGAUUGAUUGCCUCAAAAAGGAGAAUGCAGCUCUGUUUUCUGAAUCUCACUACGUGAACAUUGAGAAGAAUGAGUUGAGAGAUGAGAAUUCUGUUCUAGAAGCUCAGAUUGAGAAACUUCAAACUGAGAUCAAAGAGAGAGCAGCCCUGUAUAAACCUGGCCUCAACUCUGCUCCCUCCGAAUUUCAGCAAACAGAAGUGACCCAACACUGUCCAGGAAGCUCCCUGAGAUUUCCUUCUGCAGAUCAAGCACUACAGCAAUCAUCUGUUGUGGGUCCUGUCCUUGUCGUCCCCUUCGCCUCUGAUCUCCGAGCUUAUCCUGAGGCAGACGCUCCCCGGUCAAUCUCAAUCGUGAGCAAGCCACAUGCCAGGUAUCCAACUCCAGGGGAUUCGUGGCCCUCUCAAGUUUUAGGAGAUCAGCCGACAGCCAGACAGAAAUUUUAGCUUAGUGGUAGCAUUAACAAUAGCAGUAGUUGCGGCAUUGGGGAAGAAGGCAGUGGUAAUGUGUAAGCUUUGCUGUGUUCAAUUAUAUGUAAUUUUGUAUAUUGCUAAUUGGCCCAUUGGGGGAGGAUGUAUAUUUCAUUAUAAUGGAUGGCUCUGCUUUGAUUUGUAUGGUUCA
Molecule: messenger RNA, 1019 nt
Organism: Vitis riparia (riverbank grape)
Lineage: Eukaryota; Viridiplantae; Streptophyta; Magnoliopsida; Vitales; Vitaceae
Product: transcription factor bHLH47
Exons: 5
Coding region: 140-844 (234 amino acids)
Molecular function (GO): protein dimerization activity
Source: RefSeq, a predicted model, not a curated record